AACAACAAUAGUAUAUCCAACGACAAUGUCUGCGCGGAUUGCUUCAGAUAUUGAGAUGAAAGAUGCAGAUGCCAAGAGUACUAUAUCGUCUUCAAAGCACCAAGACGAUGGAAUGCCAUAUGUUCACAAGGUGGGGAAGCCCCCGAAGCAAGAUUUAUUAAAAGAAAUAAAAACUGGCCUCAAAGAAACGUUUUUUUCAGAUGACCCGUUUAAGCCUUUCAAAAACCAGCCCAGGAAGAAAAAACUUGUCCUUGGGUUACAAGCCCUUUUCCCCAUACUCAAAUGGGGUCAAGAGUAUAGUUUUUAUAAGUUCAAAGGCGAUUUCAUGGCCGGAUGUAGCAUUGCAAGUCUUUGUAUUCCACAGGAUAUUGCUUAUGCGAAACUAGCAUAUUUGGAACCUCAGUAUGGACUGUACUCGAGCUUUGUCCCGCCUAUUAUAUAUGCUCUCAUGGGUAGCUCGAGAGAUAUUGCAAUUGGAGCCGUGGCAGUGGUAUCUCUUUUGCUUGGAACUAUGGUUCGAAGUGAGUUUGAUCCAGUGAAACAAAAACAUGAAUAUAUGCGUCUUAUGUUCACUGCAACAUUCUUUGCCGGAGUCACUCAAGCUGCACUUGGGUUUUUCAGAUUAGGCUUUCUAAUCGACUUUUUGUCUCAUGCCGCUAUUGUUGGGUUCAUGGCGGGAGCUGCUGUUUCUAUCUCGUUUCAGCAACUCAAAGCGUUGCUUGGCAUCAAAAAAUUCACAAAAAAGACUGAUGUUAUCUCUGUCAUGCGUUCUGUGAUUCACUCGGCGCAUCAUGGAUGGAACUAUCAAACCAUACUGAUAGGAGUUUCCUUCUUAAUCUUCCUUUUGGUUGCAAAGUACAUUGGCAAGAAGAACAAGAAGCUAUUUUGGGUUCCAGCAAUAGCUCCAUUACUUUCCAUCAUUCUGGCGACAUUUUUUGUUUUUAUCACUCAUGCAGAACGCGACGGGGUCCAAGUUAUAAAUCAUAUCAAGAAAGGAAUCAAUUCUCCAUCAGCACAAGAAAUAUACUUCAGUGGGCCAUAUGUUGUCAAAGGUCUCAAAAUCGGGGCUGUUGCGGGCUUACUCGGACUAAUGGAAGCUAUAGCAAUUGGGAGAACAUUUGCUGGAUUGAAAGGCUAUCAGCUAGAUGGAAACAAAGAAAUGGUAGCACUAGGCUCCAUGAACAUCGUUGGUUCGUUAACCAGCUGUUAUGUCGCGACAGGGUCAUUUUCUCGAUCAGCCCUCAAUUGCAUGACAGGAUGUCAUACCAUGGUGUCCAAUAUCGUGAUGGCUAUAAUCGUGAUGCUAACUCUCUUGUUCAUCACUCCUUUGUUUAAGUACACCCCAAAUGCUAUAUUAGGAUCGAUCGUUAUAUCAGCUGUCCUUGGUCUCAUUGACAUUGACGCGAUGGUCCUGUUAUGGAAGGUUGAUAAGUUUGAUUUCAUAGCAUGUAUGGGUGCCUUUUUUGGUGUGGUUUUCGGCUCAGUUGAGAUAGGCCUUCUUGUUGCGGUUGCCAUAUCUUUAGGCAAAAUUCUUCUACAAGUAACAAGACCUCGGACUGCGCUGCUUGGGAAGAUCCCGAGGACGAGCGUUUACAGGAAUGUGGAUCAGUAUCCAGGAGCAGAAAGGGUCCCCGGUGUGUUGAUAAUUAGAGUGGAUUCGGCUAUCUACUUCUCAAAUUCCAACUACAUCAAAGAGAGGAUAUUGAGGUGGCUAACAGACGAGGAAGAACAGUUUAAAGACGAACCAAGAGUGGAAUAUCUGAUAGUCGAUAUGUCACCUGUUACUGAUAUUGAUACCAGUGGCAUUCAUGCCUUGGAAGAACUGCUCAGUAGUCUCCAAAAGAAAGAUAUUCAGCUAAUUUUAUCAAAUCCAGGACAAACUGUACUCGACAAGCUACAUGCAUCUAAAUUUGCAGAUCAUAUUGGCGAAGAUAAGAUCUUCCUAACCGUUGCUGAUGCAAUUCUAACGUUCGCCCCCAAAUUUGAACAAGCAUAA
This is a messenger RNA of Erigeron canadensis, 1996 nucleotides long. Its product is annotated as sulfate transporter 1.3-like. Gene Ontology annotation, biological process: transmembrane transport. The transcript is spliced from 12 exons. The record is from RefSeq and is a predicted model, not a curated record. Gene Ontology annotation, cellular component: membrane. The coding region runs from base 26 to 1996 and encodes 656 amino acids. NCBI's taxonomy places the organism in Eukaryota, Viridiplantae, Streptophyta, Magnoliopsida, Asterales, Asteraceae. Gene Ontology annotation, molecular function: secondary active sulfate transmembrane transporter activity.